Molecule: messenger RNA, 620 nt
Organism: Arabidopsis thaliana (thale cress)
Lineage: Eukaryota; Viridiplantae; Streptophyta; Magnoliopsida; Brassicales; Brassicaceae
Exons: 4
Coding region: 1-318 (105 amino acids)
Source: RefSeq, marked reviewed
AUGAAUUCUCUAAAGAAGGAACUGAAAAGAGACAUGUGUAAGUGUUGCAGGAGUUGUCUCAAGGUAUUUCACUUCAAGACUAUGAAAGUGUUGUGUAUCAAGCCUGAUAAACAACUCAUCUCAAAGCUGGUGUUAGCAGCUGAAAAGAAACAACGUAAGUGUCUACUCAUGGGAAGUUAUCUGCAGUUGCAUACAAGAAGAAGUAUUGCAGGUUUUUCUUUACAGCUUGAAAGAUACAUCAAGGAUUCUAGAGUUGAUAUGGGUACUGUUUUGAAACUCGGUUUGUUCAAUCAGGUUAUUGACGUGAAUCUACAAUAGUAUAAGCUGUUGGUGAGAUUGACUACAAGUUGAAUCAAAGAGCCUCAGGUUAGAGGCUAAGAUGAUUCUGUUUUAUGCAUAUGAUUCGAGUGAAUUCAAAGGAUUUUGAUCUCGAUGCGCAUGAGGAAAUCCUAGAAGCUAGCUAAGGAAUCAAGUUUUGCAGAGGAUGAAUUGGUUACUUCAAUCACUGCUACAUGUUUAUGGUCUUAACAGAGGCCAUGGUGGAGAUAUGUGAUUGAACGUUUUAUAAGUAAUGAAGCUAAUGGAGAUUUAUGUUGUGUUUAAAAAGCUGGAAUUGUUCU